AUGCAGUCCUUAAUGGUCCUUGGUUUUCUCUUCGGCAUGGCCUUUGCGGAUGAUACUUGCGAUUAUAACACAAAAGUCGGUUCAAACAGACCAGUCAACUGCAUUAGGCCUACCUACAAAGCAGAAACCGAGUUCACCUUCGACCCAUUGCUCCCCGAGACCUCCAAGUUCGUGUACGCAUUUGACAAUGUCACGUAUGAUGACUGGAAUGAAUUGACGACCAGAGACAAAUUCGCGACCGCGCGGGCAUGGUGGAUUGAGUACAGCUCCAUCAAGCCCAACCACACCCUGUCUCGUCCACACUACACCACCGUUCUCACCACAUACGUCAACGGCACGGGGCCAACUGGGGGCAGCAAUAACGGAUGCGAGAACGUCUUGGGGAAAACAUGCAUUGACAAGAUCAAUGAAGCUAUCGAAACUCUUUUCACGUCCGAAACUGGGACUCUGGAGACUAUUUCCGACCUUGCUUUGGCCUACAAGAAUAAACUUCUCCGAGACGCCUGCCCAACGGAUUUGUUUAGCGAAUACAACAAAAUCCAAGGGAGAGACGGAACCAUAAACUACCUUCAGGGCUCUUCAUCAUACCUCGCCAUUGAGUACAAUAACACGGAUAAGUUUUCGACUGUCAGGAGUGGGGUGAAUCCAUCGGGUAAUUCCUCUUGGACCUACUACGAUCAGAAGAUUGUUCUUGGUUCAUUGGCAUCAUAUAUAAACAAGACCGCCGUUACCUUCAUCAAUCGACAGCCCUCCAAGGAAUACGGCAAGAACUACACAAAGGACCAGAUACAAUUCACCAUGCUUUGCACCAGAAUUUCGCAGGAUGAGAUCGAAAAGGUUACGGGCGGCUCGAGCAACAGCGGGGGUAAUUCUGAUAACACCUCGAGCAGCGACAAGGGCGGUGCAGGAACCGCAACUGGUAUACCAAUGGCCGCUACGUUGGUCGUGUCUCUGGCGGCUCUCUUUUGGUUGGGAGGUCUGUUAUAA
This is a messenger RNA of Clonostachys solani, 987 nucleotides long. The record is from the annotation of a GenBank genome assembly. Lineage: Eukaryota; Fungi; Ascomycota; Sordariomycetes; Hypocreales; Bionectriaceae.